This is a messenger RNA of Erpetoichthys calabaricus (reedfish), 1599 nucleotides long. It is a transcript of the gene cpox, whose product is annotated as coproporphyrinogen oxidase. Gene Ontology annotation, cellular component: mitochondrial intermembrane space; cytoplasm. NCBI's taxonomy places the organism in Eukaryota, Metazoa, Chordata, Cladistia, Polypteriformes, Polypteridae. Bases 158 to 1465 code for a protein of 435 amino acids. The record is from RefSeq and is a predicted model, not a curated record. The transcript has 7 exons. Gene Ontology annotation, molecular function: coproporphyrinogen oxidase activity.
GCUUAGUAUGAACUACAAUCCCCAGAACUCUUGAAACAAUCUUGCACGUGAAGUAUCGCGUUCAGUCCGUGCACGAGGAAAGGGCGCUCUCGUUUAAUUUUACUCUUUGCAAGAUUGUUGUUUUUGUUGUGGGGGCAAGGCUGUUUUUAUAACUGCUAUGUCUUCUUUACUUUUCCUCAGUAGAACUGGUCUGUCUGCAGGUAGACUGCUAAUACGUAACGGUGGCGGCAGGUAUACUGUUGUGAGUCCAGAGCUUUACUCGCUGUGUCACAAGAGUUCGAGCAAGUUUAGCGUACGCUGCUUGACCGGCGCUACAGGCGAGCAUACCAGGGGCAGCUCGUAUGGCAGGCGGGCACUGUUUGCAGCCGGCGCCGCUGUUAUCGCUGGAGUCGUCGCAAGCUUUAGUCAAUUUCAGAAGGCUGAAAUGAAAUCGGCAACUCCUCAGUCGAGGUCAAACGAAGUAGAAAAUGACGUCUUGGAAAAAUGCAGGACUUUUAUGUCAGCCCCCGUGACGGACGUAGGAACCUUACAGAAGAAUAAAGAAGACAUAAAAUCGAAAAUGGAGCUGCUAAUAAUGGAGACGCAGGCAGAGGUUUGCAGGGCCCUGGCAGAAGUGGACGGAAGCGCGUUUAAAGUUGAUCGAUGGCACAGGAAAGAAGGAGGAGGAGGCAUCAGCUGUGUCUUACAAGAUGGUAAUGUGUUUGAGAAAGCUGGGGUAAACGUAUCAGUGGUGUCUGGCUAUCUUUCUGAAGAAGCUGCCCAGCAGAUGAGAAGCAGAGGCAAACCCCUAAAAGGAAAGGAUGGAAAACUACCUUUUUGUGCCAUGGGAGUGAGCUCUGUUAUCCAUCCUAAAAAUCCACAUAUUCCUACAAUACACUUCAAUUACAGAUACUUUGAAAUUGAAGAAGAAGAUGGUACAAAACUGUGGUGGUUUGGAGGAGGCACAGACUUGACUCCAACAUACCUUGAUAAGGCAGAUGCUGCACAUUUUCACAAAACCUUGAAAGAUGCCUGUGACCAGCACAACCCUAAGCUAUAUCCUGAUUUCAAAAAAUGGUGUGACAAGUACUUCUUUAUUAAACACCGUGGAGAAAGGAGAGGAAUUGGAGGCAUCUUUUUUGACGAUCUGGAGUCGCCUUCUAAGGCAGAAGUGUUUGAGUUUGUGAAGAGUUGUGCCAAAGCGGUUGUGCCUUGUUAUAUUCCUAUUGUGAAAAAACAUGUCAAUGAUUCUUUUACUUCUGAAGAGAAACAUUGGCAACAGCUUCGACGGGGCAGGUAUGUUGAAUUUAAUCUUAUAUAUGACCGAGGAACAAAAUUUGGUCUCGCUACUCCUGGAUCUAGGAUUGAAAGUAUUUUAAUGUCCCUGCCACUUACUGCCAGAUGGGAAUAUAUGCAUGAACCUCACAAAGGCACAAAGGAAGCUGAAAUCCUGGAUAUCCUACGAAACCCCAAAGAUUGGGUCUAAUCAAGAGGAGAAUGUACUCAUCUUUUUCUGAGCCACUACCCCUUAUGAAGAAAACUUGCACUGGGUGUCUAUGCAAAAGUUUGGGUUUUUAUUGCUUUACACAAAAUGAAUUAUUCUAACUUUUUUGGAAACAA